This is a messenger RNA of Syzygium oleosum, 2120 nucleotides long. RefSeq lists its product as uncharacterized. Gene Ontology annotation, molecular function: RNA binding. The record is from RefSeq and is a predicted model, not a curated record. The transcript has 4 exons. The coding region runs from base 213 to 1619 and encodes 468 amino acids. NCBI's taxonomy places the organism in Eukaryota, Viridiplantae, Streptophyta, Magnoliopsida, Myrtales, Myrtaceae.
GAGGGCUCCGACGCAAGUCCAGCCCAUCAGAGUGGCGGGGGACAGACUCGCUCCCGACUCAUGCAGGCAGCGUGCAAUCAGAGAAAACGACGAAGGCUGAAGCAGCGAAAUCCAGCGUUCUCACGAAGGAGCUGCACUCCUCGUUGAGCCGAUCAAACAGGGAAAGCUCAUACAGAGAAGACCGAAUUCGAGUCUGAAGAGGAAGCGCAAGAAUGACGGGCAGGGCCUUCGCCGCCUCUUCAAUGGCAGUGGCUGCUCUCUGUAGGAGGCCCCACAGAUUCAAGAAUCUCCUCCCCAUUGCUCUCCCCCAUGUCCCUCUGCGCCAUUUUCACUCUCCCAGUAGCUUGGAUGAUGUUCUGUUCAAGGUUUUCAGACAGAAACUCGAUAUUCAGCCUCUCUGUGAUGCAAAAAGGCUGUCCUUGGCUGGGUGUCUACAAGCUCAUUGGCAUCCAUUCUCUAAUGUGGUGGACAAAGGUGUAGAGCUGCCAAACCAUUCUGAAAGCAGCGGCACAGUAGAUGAACCUGGUGAAACUAAAUCGAGGAGGAAAAAGCUGAAGGGGAAAAGAGCCGUCAUCAGGUGGCUUAAAUUUUUUAGAUGGAAGAAGAAGAAAGAGUAUGGAAGGAUGACAGCAGAAGAGAAGAUUUUAUUCAAGCUCAGAAAGGCUCGAAAGAAAGAGGAGAGGCUUGUGGAAGCUUUGAAAAAGAUUGAACCUGCAGAAUCAUCCGAACCAACCCAUGAUCCUGAGAUAUUGACUCCGGAAGAGCACUUCUUCUUUCUGAAGAUGGGCCUUAAGUGCAAGAAUUAUGUCCCAGUUGGGCGAAGGGGAAUUUACCAAGGUGUAAUACUUAACAUGCACUUGCAUUGGAAGAAGCACCAGACGGUGAAAGUGGUGGUGAAAACCUUCUCGCCAGAGGAGGUUAAGGAGAUUGCUGCUGAACUCGCUAGAUUGACCGGAGGAAUAGUUCUUGACAUUCAUGAUGAAGACACUAUAAUUAUGUAUCGAGGGAAGAAUUAUUGUCAGCCGCCAACAGAAAUAAUGUCGCCUAGGAUCACUUUGUCGAGGAGGAAGGCAUUGGAUAAAUCCAAAUACAGGGAUGGUUUAAGAGCAGUUAGAAAGUAUCUUCCAAGACUUGAACAGGAUCUUGAGUUGCUUGAAGCACAGGCUCAAAACAAAGUUGAGGUUAAAAAAGAGGCGGAUGGUGAAAUCCAGGCAACAGAUAUUGGAGGCAUAUCUUCCACGGGAAAAUCGAAAUUGCAGCUGGCGAAUUCCGAGAAGCUGAGAGAAAUUUUGGGUGGAAAUGAUGAAUCGGUUGACGAUGACUCUAACAUGGAGUCGGGUGUAGAAUCAGAUUCAGAAGAUUUAUCUGAUAUUUUCGAGACGGAAACUGAGGCUGAUUCUGAGGACAAGAGGGAAGAGGACCUGUUUCUGGACAUAUUCGAUAAGUUUCCUGUGGAAACUGCCAGAGAGCCCGAGGAUUUUGAGGAUCACUUGCGUCAAAUAUCUGUGGAUACAAGAAACGCGAAAACAUUAGGAAAAGAUGCCGACUCUCCUGACCUUGAUGAGGUCGACAGGUUGUUUCUGCGUGCAGCUUCGCUGUUGAAGAAAAGGAAAAGAUAGUAUCGCCAAUUCAGUAAAGUCUGCAGCAUAAACAUUGUAGAGCAUACUACCCUAGUGCACUUCAAGUCUUAGCUAUCUGGUGUGGUCAAAAGAUGCAUUUCUAAGGUCAGCUGGUAGCUUUGGUUGAGGGGCACUUAAAGUUGGAUUAAUCUGACAUGCUUCUUGUUAUUGCUCUGCAAACAGAACUGGUAACGGCAUCAUAUAUAUAUGAUAGAAAUUCGGCUUUGUUUUGUGAAGCUGCAAAUGCCGAGCUUUGUGAGGAUUAGGAGAGAAUGAUACGGGAGGUUUUGCUAUUUGGUCCUGCUUUCCUUUGCUCUGCUUUUGCCAAGCCACUUGGGGCAAGCACAUGUCGAAAUUCAAAUGUUCGAUGGCAAAACCGAACCAUCGUGGUCUCGCCGUUGUAUUUCACUGAUGAUUGUGCAGUCAGACCAUAUGUAUGGGGGAACCGGAUUGAAAUAAGCCCUUGCUCAUUCAACAAAUGCAAUCGUUUCAUUCUCUCCA